Molecule: messenger RNA, 1586 nt
Organism: Lotus japonicus
Lineage: Eukaryota; Viridiplantae; Streptophyta; Magnoliopsida; Fabales; Fabaceae
Exons: 2
Coding region: 14-1495 (493 amino acids)
Source: RefSeq, a predicted model, not a curated record
UUGGCUUGGCUCCAUGGCUUUCAGUUUUCCUGAUGUAUUUCACUGGAUUCAGAAUCUUCCACCAAUCUCAGAAUGGGAAACAAGUUCCAUGUCCCUCAACAUAUGUUCUUCAAUCUCUUCCCAACCAUUUCUUAAUCUCACCAUAGCCAAAAUUCUCCAAUCCUCAAAACUCUCUCUUUCCAUUGUUGCUGAAUUCAAUGUUCAAGUCCAUCUUUGGAACUCAAAACCAUUCAGGCCUAGCAUCAAAACCUCCAAGGUAAUAGAUGAAGAAACCGUUUCCGAUUUCUUCGUCGUAUUCAUUCAGUCCAUCCUUCAUUACGGCAACAACAAGAACAGCCCCUUCAUCAGAAUCCCAAGACUUGACUCUGUUCCCAACAUUGAAGAUAUUUUCAAUGUUUCUUUCUUCACUCUGUUGUUCCUUGUUUGCAUAUAUGAAGCUCCUUCUGAUCUUCGUUCUGGGUGUGUUGCUGUUUUGAAAGACCACUUGACAAGUUUUCAGUCAAGACAAGCAUCCAUUUUGCUCAUGAAACUGUUGGGUUCUAACUUGGAAGAGCUGUGGAUGCGUUCUGUGAACCUUGCUGUCACAAGUUGGAUUGGGGAGCAAAAACCGCCACAGAACAACUUCAAAACACCAUGUCCUCUGUUUUCUCAUGCGUUUUCAACGUUGGGGUUGUGGAAAGUGCAGUUGUAUUGUCCUGUCAUAGCCAUGGAUGUUGAGAAAUCAGAAAGCGUUUCAGCCAAUGACAGGCUUCAAUUCUCUCUCAAAUAUCACCAAGUUGAAAGUGUUCUCCAAUUCAAUUACAAAGUCACAAUCAAAGAGAAGUGGGUUGAAAUCAUGGUCAACGUUGACAACAUAAGGUGCGAUGUUACCAAAUUGGUGAAUGACUCCCUCAUGAACGAACGAGGUGCAGGCGCAACUGAAAAACAUUUUCUUUCAAGAAUAUCAUUGCAACUAACCCCAACUCUCCAAGACCAAGUGCUCAGCCUAUCAGUUGACAAAUCCUCAGAGAAUCCAGAAACUGAAAUCGGCGUGGACAAAGGCAUAGAAGCCUCAUUUGAGCCAGCAAGUACCUUGGGAGUCAAGGUUUCAGCUGGAGAAUCCACAACCGUGAGCUUAAAACCAUGGAAAUUUGAGGAAUCCGUGUACGGAUACAGCGCGAAUCUGAAUUGGUUUCUUCAUGAUGUCAUGGAUGGCAAAGAAGUUUUCUCAUCCAAGCCUUCAAAGUUCGCCUUGAUCAACCCGAAGUCGUGGUUCAAGAACCGGUACUCAAGUGCUUGCAGGCCUUUCACUAGGCAAGGAGGGGUUAUUUUUGCAGGUGAUGAAUAUGGAGAGAGGGUGUCAUGGAAAGUGGACAAAGAAGCUAUUGGGAAAACGAUGGAGUGGGAGAUUAGGGGGUGGAUUUGGUUGACCUAUUGGCCUAACAAACGAAUGACAUUGUAUAAUGAAACUAGGAGAUUGGAGUUUCGAGAGUUGGUUCAUCUUGAUGUUGCUUAACCUUAUAGCCUAGAAUAUAUGUGUGAAGUAUAUUUAAACAUGUGAUUCCUUGUUGUAUGAUAAAAAUGAACCUAUACAACAACCUAUGUUC